UCAUUGGCGAUGUAUUCAAAUGAUAAUCGUCGAGAGACAAUUCUUAUUCCGGGUCGUCCUGUUUUCUUAUGCUAAGUGAAAAACAGGUUUAAGAGUGUGAGGCUAUAAAUACAGUCGUCCAUAGAGGUUUAGGAAGAAGUGUAGGAAAAUACCACGACAGGAUGCAAAGACCACAGUUUCGCCAUCCCCGCCAGGGCUCGGGUCCACGGGCAGCAGGCUUCCGCAGUCCGCCUCCAGCUUACGACAGGGCAGGGAGUAUGUUUCCAUCGCCUCCGUGGGCAUUUUCUACCCCGCCGCCGCCGUUUGGACCGAGAUUUGGACAUUGUUCUCCCAAUACCCCACCGAGAGAGUUUUGUGGUAAUAGGGGCGGCGGCGGCGGCGGCGGUGGUGGGAAAUAUUAUAACAGUCAGUCUCCGGGUCACACACCGCGCAGAUCGAACGCCAGUUCCCGAGGCGCACCGUUCAGACGCUCGCCGUAUGAGAGCCCCGGGCGACACGCUGGAUAUCAGGGUUCACCACGGACAUCCACACCGUUUGGGUCAGCGCAUGGCAGGGAGAGAGGGACAAAUGAUAUGGAAAAAUAUUACAAACCAUCAAUGCUCCAAGAUCCCUGGGCUGACCUUCAGCCUAUCUCAGUCACACAAACUCAGUCUAAAUGCAACUACAAACAAACCAAUACAAGCAGACAAGGGAGGUACUACAAUUAAAACGCAGUACAAUUCUCUAACUUCAGUGAGAGGCAAAAGUCACUGAACAGUCCUUUUUAUUUAGUGCAGCUGUAGUGCACUAAAUUUUUAAAGUCAAAUGGAGCCAGCCGAACACAUGGACCUGAGGCAGGAUUCACCAGCAAUAAUUCUUGAGAAACUGACUCCACAACAUUUUUUUAAAAUCAUAUGUACUUUCGUGUAUAAAGAGACCUCCUCUCUUACUUUUAUAUCUGCACUUCAACGACAGGAUCAUAAAAAUGGGGUGCUUUUGUAACUGGCAACCUAUUGAAAGUAGUUUGCCGUCUCUGGCCCACUCCCAUGGAGUUUGCAAAUCUUUCAUUGAAUUCAGAGGAAUACGUCUUCAAGCUCAAAAUGCAGUCUAACAAAAGAGAUGUCUGAUCAACACAUCCAUCUACCUCUCAGUAUUGACUGUGUGCUGUUAACUAAAACAGGUCAGGUCAAGUAUUUGUAGGUUUGGCUCCUUUCCUAAUUUUCUAUGGACUGUUAAUUUUUAUUACUUUUUAUUUUUGGUGACGCUUUUUUGGUUUUAUUACAAUCUUUAACUGUUUCUUUUCUGUAUAUUAAAAAAAACAUGAUCUAAUAA
This is a messenger RNA of Ctenopharyngodon idella (grass carp), 1311 nucleotides long. RefSeq names its product M-phase-specific PLK1-interacting protein-like. The transcript is spliced from 2 exons. Bases 162 to 707 code for a protein of 181 amino acids. Gene Ontology annotation, cellular component: centrosome; nucleus; midbody. The record is from RefSeq and is a predicted model, not a curated record. NCBI's taxonomy places the organism in Eukaryota, Metazoa, Chordata, Actinopteri, Cypriniformes, Xenocyprididae.